Messenger RNA from Melanaphis sacchari, 4553 nucleotides. RefSeq names its product AT-rich interactive domain-containing protein 1A-like. The coding region runs from base 994 to 4401 and encodes 1135 amino acids. The record is from RefSeq and is a predicted model, not a curated record. The transcript is spliced from 9 exons. Lineage: Eukaryota; Metazoa; Arthropoda; Insecta; Hemiptera; Aphididae. Gene Ontology annotation, molecular function: LIM domain binding. Gene Ontology annotation, biological process: negative regulation of transcription by RNA polymerase II; positive regulation of transcription by RNA polymerase II; nervous system development. Gene Ontology annotation, cellular component: transcription regulator complex; nucleus.
CGCACAUUAUUAUCGAUAUCUCUCGGCGGCCGACGGCUACGGUGGCGAUGACAAGGUAGCAGCGGCAGCGUCGUACGGCGUCUAUCUCUACGUAACAGUAAUAUACGCGCGACAGCGGCGGCAAACCACCAACCGACCACGACCACCAGUCACCACAGCGAUUCUGUGCCGUCUACCACUGUCCGCGUCCGUUCGCCGACAACGCCGAGCACCGACAUCGGCGGCACCGGACGCCGUACACGAUUCCGCCGUAAACACGUCGUGGCCGAACGACGCGCGCGUAACCACUCUGGCGGUGUCCACGGGCGCAAUUGGCGGCUAGAAUUCGAUUCGACGUGCUGAUCGUCGCUUAGACGGUUUGUCUCGUUAUUCGGUUACCGAAUCCGUCGCCGUUAUAGGUACGGGCCGUUUGUUGUUAUUAUCGUUGUUGUUGUUGUUGUAUCCGCGGCGCGUCCGCCGCAAGUACGCGUCUACACUCCGCCGCGCCGGUCGUCGUUUCGCCCCUUUACCAGUGCGGUGCCGUCGUGUUUUGCGCGUUCCAGCCGCCCGCCGGACAAGUGUUUUUUCAUUCCGUACGGAUUUUCGUCGCGGCCCUCCCCCGGAAACACGCGCGGCCGUGUACGGCCGAUCGUCGACCGUUUUCGUCGUACCCCGCGUCGCCGGCGAAUCGCGACCGACGAUAUACUGACGUAUCGCUCGUUCGGUAAUUUUAGCUCGAUACACGUCGAGUAUACAUCGAGUGUAUAAGCAGUGUUCGCGCUCCGAUUCACUUGUCUGUUCGCGAAAUCAUAGACAUGUCCGAGGAGUCGAUGGUCGCAGUCAUUGCAUCGAUGGUGCCAGAUACGAGUGGCAGUGGAGGCGGUUAUCGUCACAAGCACUGGUACUGAAAUCGACGACAUCGAGAACUGUCUGCACACGAUCGCUCAAAGAGUAGAAUUUUAUUUUAGAAAGUGGAAUUAAAAAGUAUUCAUCAUUUACCGAAAAAAGACUAAUAUGAGGCAGGGACGCGGUGGCCAACGUAGUAAAAAAUCUGGAUGCAGUAGACGAGGUGGAGGAGCUGGAGGUGGAAGUGUUGGCGGAGCCGGUAAUACAGGAGGUGGUGGUGGUUCAGCUGUAGCUUUAGCAGCAACUCUAGUAGAUGAUGGUAUAGGUGGCGGUGGUGUGCCUGGAGGACCUGGAGGCUCAGCGGCAGCCGCAGCUGCUGCUGCUGCUGCUGCUGCAGCGGCAGCUGCUUCUUCAUGGAAAACUGGUGGCGGUCCAGGAGGACCAGGCAGUGGUCCAGGAGAUCCGUUUGGCAUGGGUUAUGGAGGUGGCCCCGGAGGACCUGGAAGUGGUGGUCCAUAUCAGCAACAUCAUCAACAGCAAGGUCACCAGUCCCCGUCAUUGUUCCAUCAACAACAAGGAUCACCUGCGCCCGGUGGCGGCCCUUAUGGAGGUGGUGGUGGUGGUAAUAGUACUCCACAGCACCAACAACAGCAACAUUAUAGCCCAUCAACUCCCGGAGGAGGUGGAUCUUCAACCCCUGUACCUUAUGGUGGUGGACCAGGCACCCCAAAUAGCCAGCAUGGAGGUGGCGGUGGACCAUUCAAUGGUGGCGGCGGUGGAGCACAGAUGCCUUUUGGAUCACCAUCUUCAGUCAGUUCUGGUGGUGGGGGAUUCGGUAGUGGUGGCCCUGGAAGCAAUCGACCUGGGUCUGGACCUCCGCCUCCCCAACAAUCUCCAUUUGGUGGUCAACAAUUUUAUGGGAGUAGUGGUGGGGGUCCUAUGCCUCCAGGAUCGCCGUUUAGUCAACAACAACAAAUGAUGAAUCAUCAUGGUGGGGGUGGUGGAGCUGGUGGAGGAAUGAUGAAUGCCACAGAUUCGGGUCCCGGUGGUCGUAUGAUGGUUGAUCAUCCUUCAUGUUUCCCAUCGUCAAUGGUAGGUGGACCUAAUGGUCCUCCUGGUGGUGGUGGAGGUCGCCGAGGGUAUGGUGGACCUGGAGGAUAUGGUGGUGGACCACCUGGUCAUCAUGGUGGUGGACCACCAGGACAUCAUGGUGGUAGUGUGUUAGGAGGUCCUCAUGGUGGACCUCCGGGACAUUUAGGGGGUGGUGUGCACCAUAGUGGUCCUACAGGACAUCAUGGAGGACCACCAGGUGGUCCUCCUCAUCAUGGUGGUGGCGGACCCCCGGGACACCACGGAGGUCCUCCACAUCAUGGUGGUCCACCUGGAAGUGGGCCCCAUGGUGGACCUCCUCACCCACAUGGUGGUGGCGGACCACCACACCAUGGUGGUGGCGUCCCUCUUCAUCCACACGGCGGCGCAGGAGUUCCACCACAUGGGCCACCACAUCAUCCACAUGGCCCUCCACAUCAUGGUGGUCCUCAUGGACCUCCACCUCCUCCACACCCACAUCCACCACAUGCACAUCAUGUGCAACCUGAUUAUCGGAUAUUUGAAUUAAACAAGAGGCUGCAAAAUCGUAAUGAGGACAGUGACAACGUAUGGUGGGACCAGUUUGCCACGGAGUUUUUUGAAGAUGAUGCCACAUUGACACUUACAUUUUGCUUAGAAGAUGGUCCCAAGCGAUACUCCAUUGGAAGAACCCUGAUUCCUAGAUACUUUAGGUCAAUAUUUGAAGGUGGAGUUACUGAUCUGUAUUAUCAUUUAAGAGCUAAUGCUACCAAAGAGUCUUUUCACAAUACCAGCCUUACCCUGGACUGUGAUCACUGUACCAUGGUGACCACACAUUUAACAUCAAAUCCAGGUGGUGGGCCACCGUCUUCCAUUGCUCAGUCGCCAGGACCUGGUGGUCCAGGUAGUGUAGGAGGAGGACCUCCUGCAUCACUAAACGGUGGUAUUGGAAUGCAAAAGUCUUUGGUGGCUCAAGGUCCUCCAUCAUCACAGCAAUCGGUGCUUGGUGGCGGUGGACCGAUGGGUGGUGCAGGAGGACCUCCAUCACCGCCUGUAUAUACCAGGGUGUGCACUGAGGGUAGACUUACAUUAGAAUUUACGUAUGACGAUAUGAUGCGUAUUCGGACGUGGCAUUUAGCAGUCAGGCAACACAGGGAAUUGGUUCCAAGAUCGUCUGCAGCCGCAGCUGUUGCAGCGGUUGUUAUGAUGCAGCAAGGAGGACCAGGAGGUGGCAGUGAUGGAGGGCCACCAGGUGGACCCCCACCACCUAAUGCUGAAAUUGUUCACCAACAAGUAGCAAAAAAUAUCACACGACAGGGCAUUACAAACUCAACGCUUAAUUAUCUAAGAUUAUGCGUCAUAUUGGAACCCAUGCAAGAAUUGAUGUCCAGGCACAAAGCUUAUGCACUCAGUCCUAGAGAUUGUCUGAAGACAACUCUAUUUCAAAAGUGGCAACGUAUGGUUGCACCACCAGAAUCACAAAGACCGGCCAACAAAAGGCGUAAGCGCAAGGGUAGUAACUCUGGAGCUGGUGGAGGUCCUCCAACUACACUUGGCGGUGGUGGACCAGGUGGCGGACCGGGUAAUGGGCCGACUGCUGCUUCAAAGAAACGAAGCCCUGGACCAAAUGGUGGAGGUGGUGGGGGCGGUGGAGCCGGUGGCGCAGGGUUCAACCUAGCAUCACAGGACGUGAUGGUUGUUGGAGAACCAUCUCUGAUGGGCGGUGAAUUUGGAGACGAAGAUGAACGUUUGAUCACGCGACUGGAAAACACUCAGUACGAUGCUGCUGCAGCAGCAGCUGCUGCCGCUGCCGCCGCUGCAGCAGCAGCUGCAGCUGCUAACUCAGCUGCAGCUUCAGUGAUGGGUGUUGGCCCUGGUGGUCCAGGAUCUGUAGGUUCAGUUGGAGGCAAUGAUCUUCAACAUAUAGGAGGUGGUGGAGGCGGACCUGGUGGUAUGGGACCAGGUAGUGGAGGUGGACCUGGUGGUAUGGGAUCAGUUAGUGGCGGAGGAGGACCUAUGGGACCUGGAGGACCAAUGAAUGUUGGUGGACCUGGAGGGCAGAUGGGACCAGUAGGUCUUAUGGGAAGUGAUUCUCUAUUUCCACCACCUGGAUCUGGAGCAGAUGGCAGUGCCCCGGGCACACCAACUGGUGGUAGUGGUGGUGGAGUUGUGGUUUCGCAAUCGUCAUCUUCCAAUAACCCCAAUGGCCUUCAGCAACAACAACAAAACUCUUGGGUCACAGGACCACCUAGUGGUGGUGGCAGUGGUGGAGGACCUCCAAAUGGUGGCCAAUCUGGACAAAAUAGUGGGGGCGGACAACAGCAACAAAAUCCAGGAAGUAAUCCUGGAGCUGGAGGUGGAUCAUCUAUUGGAGGUAAUGGUAACCCUGGAAGCAAUGGUGGUCCCAAUAGUGUUGGUGAUUCUAUUUCAUCUAGUGGUGGAGAUAAAAAAUCUCCAGCAUCUGCUGCUUCUCAACAACAGCAACAGCAACAACACAUGGGAUUGUAAAUAACACUGCCAAUCAAUACACAUAGUACUUAAAAUGUCUUGUCAUUUUUUGUUGAUGUGCACACCAAACAUACACAAUAUAAAACAAACAAUGUUUAUAUCAUAAAUACAUCGCUUAAUAAGUAUACGCAAAAAUCAGCGAAUUUUAUUGA